Telopea speciosissima is the source of this 919-nucleotide messenger RNA. Its product is annotated as motile sperm domain-containing protein 2. The record is from RefSeq and is a predicted model, not a curated record. The transcript is spliced from 6 exons. Bases 54 to 833 code for a protein of 259 amino acids. NCBI's taxonomy places the organism in Eukaryota, Viridiplantae, Streptophyta, Magnoliopsida, Proteales, Proteaceae.
UUCAGAGUCUGAACCCUGAACUCGAAAGCAAAAGGACUUGGAGAGACUUGAAAAUGGCUCUGCGUUUGGGUCUCCCUCUUGGCCAUUCCUUCCAUGGCUAUGUCGCCAAAACUACACCUAUCCGAUUCUCCAAAGUUUCCGCUCAGAAUUCGAUGUGGCCAUCAGUCGAAUCGCCCAAGCUCAUAAUGGAAGUAAAGGAAAAGCUCGAGAGAGAUCAUCCUAGUCUUCAUGUAGGAAAGAAUGGAAGAGAUGAUGACAAGAUGAUCUUGUGGUUUCUCAAGGAUCGAAAGUUUUCUGUUGAUGAAGCUGUCAAAAAAUUGAUGAUAGCCAUUAAAUGGCAUGAAGAGUUUGGUGUGUCCGAAUUGUCUGAAGAGUCCAUAAGAGGCAUAGCUGAAACUGGAAAAGCUUAUGUGCAUGACUUUCUUGAUGUUGAUGACAGACCUGUACUCAUAGUGGAGGCAUCCAAACAUCUUCCGGCAAUGCAUGAUCCAGUUGAGGAUGAGAAGCUUUGUGUUUUCUUAAUUGAGAAGGCAUUGAGUAAACUCCCAGAUGGAAAAGAACAAAUACUUGGAAUAUUCGACCUCCGGGAUUUUGGCUCAGAGAAUGCGGACAUCAGAUUCUUGAAGUUCUUGAUCGAUGUCUCCUAUUAUUACUAUCCAAAGCGCUUGGGUGAGGUCCUCUUUGUGGAUGCACCCUUUGUUUUCCAGCCAAUUUGGCAACUAGUCAAGCCUUUGUUAAAAUCAUAUGCUUCUUUGGUGAGAUUUUGCUCCAAGGACACUGUCCGGCAAGAAUAUUUUACAGAAGCAACGGUGCCUGUGCGCUUCAAAGACUGAAGGUCAUGGCUUUCUUCAAACUUCAUUACCCUUGUUAUGCAAGUGUCAUUUUCAUACUGUAUUGAUUUCAUUUUAGUGAUAGAUUU